Molecule: messenger RNA, 188 nt
Organism: Entrophospora candida
Lineage: Eukaryota; Fungi; Glomeromycota; Glomeromycetes; Entrophosporales; Entrophosporaceae
Source: the annotation of a GenBank genome assembly
UUUUUGAUGAAAUGCGUUGUUUAUUUCCUAAAGAAAAACUCUCACUUGCAAUUGAUAAAUUAUGUAAUCAAUGUACAUCUUCAUCAUAUGAAAAUUCAAAAAGUGAAUUUGAAGAAGGGAUUAAUCAGGCCUUUGAUGAUACAAAGAAUAUGACUGCAACUUUAACAGAGAAACAGGAUUUGCACAAA